Cinclus cinclus is the source of this 2826-nucleotide messenger RNA. RefSeq names its product zinc finger protein 628-like. Gene Ontology annotation, cellular component: nucleus. The record is from RefSeq and is a predicted model, not a curated record. NCBI's taxonomy places the organism in Eukaryota, Metazoa, Chordata, Aves, Passeriformes, Cinclidae.
AUGGCGGGCACGGCUGCCCCCGCAGGUACCACUGAGCACCCCUUCACCUGCCGGGAGUGCGGCAAAUCCUUCCGCUGGUCCUCGCGCCUGGCACAUCACCUGCGCAGCCACACAGGUGAGCGGCCCUACAAGUGCCCCGAGUGCCCCAAGAGCUUCAAGCGCUCGUCGCUGCUGCAGACUCACCUGCGCGUGCACACGGGGCUGCGCGCCUUCAGGUGCGCCCAGUGCGGCCUCACCUUCAAGUGGGCCUCUCACUACCAGUACCACCUGCGGCAGCACUCGGGCGAGCGGCCCUACCGCUGCCCCACCUGCCCCAAGGCCUUCAAGAACUCGUCCAGCCUUCGGCGCCACCGCCACACCCACACGGGCGAGCGCCCACACACCUGCGCCACCUGCGGGAAGGGAUUUGCCCAGGCCGCCAACCUGCGGCAGCACCUGCGGGUGCACACGGGCGAGCGGCCAUACACCUGCGCCGCCUGCGGCAAGAGCUUCACACACUCAUCCAACCUGCACCUGCACAGGCGCACGCACAGCCCCGCCCCUCAGUGCCCCGCCUGCGCCACGCCCUUGGCCUCGCAUGCCUGUCCCCGGCGGUGCCCGCAAGGCCCCGCCCCCGCUGCCACCGCCUCACCUGAGCCGCUCUGGAGGCCUCUGGGGGUCACCUGCGCCGAGCAAGAGGGGACAGGGACGGCGGCCCCAGCCCCACCCCACCGCUGCCUCACCUGCGGCAAGAGCUUCAAGAAUGGCUCGGGGCUGGCGCGGCACCUGCCCGGCCACGAGCGGCCCAGGUGCACCGCGACCCCCAGAGCCCCACCCCGCCCGGCCGCGCCUCCUCCGGGUGAAGGCACCGCCGAGCCGCCGGCGCCGCCCGAGCGGCCGUACAGGUGCAGCGAGUGCGGCAAGGCCUUCAGGGGCUCCUCGGGGCUGCGCUACCACCUGCGCGACCACACGGGCGAGCGGCCCUACACCUGCUCCACCUGCGGCAAGAGCUUCAAGCGCUCGUCGCUGCUGCAGACUCACCUGCGCGUGCACACGGGGCUGCGCGCCUUCAGGUGCGCCCAGUGCGGCCUCACCUUCAAGUGGGCCUCUCACUACCAGUACCACCUGCGGCAGCACUCGGGCGAGCGGCCCUACCGCUGCCCCACCUGCCCCAAGGCCUUCAAGAACUCGUCCAGCCUUCGGCGCCACCGCCACACCCACACGGGCGAGCGCCCGCACACCUGCGCCACCUGCGGGAAGGGAUUCGCCCAGGCCACCAACCUGCGUCAGCACCUGCGGGUGCACACGGGCGAGCGGCCGUACACCUGCGCCGCCUGUGGCAAGAGCUUCACGCACUCGUCCAACCUGCACCUGCACAGGCGCACGCACUCGGCGGCGCGGCCCUUCCGCUGCCCCGCCUGCCCCAAGGCCUUCGUCGUGGCUGCCUACCUGCAGCGGCACCUGCGCACGCACGGCGCCGCCCCGCGCCGCGCGCCCGGCCCCGCACCAUCGCCGCCCGCCGCUUACCUGCUGCUGCCCUCGCCGCCGCGGGGGCCGCGGGUCCUGCCCGCGGCCUCCUCCCCCCGCAAGGUGCUGCUGCUGCCCGCCCCGCCCGGCCACGUCCGGCCGCACCUGGCGCAGGUGGGCAAGGGGCAGCGCGCCUGGCAGAGUGUCCUGGUCAUACCUGGAGCGGGGCCGGAGGGGGCGGGAGCAGGGGUGCAGCUGCAGGUGGCUGAGGUGACAGGGGUGGCGGGGGUCACAGGUGUCACAGGUGUUACAGGUAUAGGUGUGACAGGAGUGAAGGGGGUCACAGGGGUCACAGGUGUCCAGCUCCAGGUGCUACGGGUGCCCUCAGAGGUGACCAAUGUCCAGGUGCACAGUGGGGAAGUGACAGGUGUCCAGCUCCAGGUGCUUCCAGUGCCUUCAGAAGUCAGCAAUCUCCAGCUCCAGGUGCUGCCACCACCAGCAGAAGUGGCCAAUGUCCAGUUCCAGGCCCUGCCGUUAACCUCAGGUGUCCCCAGUGUCCAGCUCCAGGUGUUGCCAGCACCUCCAGGUGGCACCAGUGUCCAGCUCCAGGCCACUGAGGUGACCAAUGUCCAGCUUCAGGUGCUGCCACCACCACCUGAGGUGACCAAUGUCCAGCUCCAGGUGUUAUCACCACCACCUGAAGUGACCAAUGUCCAGCUCCAGGUGUUGCCACCACCACCACCUGAAGUGACCAAUGUCCAGAUCCAGGUGUUAUCACCACCACCUGAGGUAACCAAUGUCCAGCUCCAGGUGCUGCCACCACCACCUGAGGUGACCAAUGUCCAGCUCCAGGCCACUGAGGUGACCAGUGUCCCCCUGGAACCUGCAGAGCUGUCCAGUGUCCACCUGGAAUCUGCAGAGGUGCCCAAUGUCCACCUGGAGACCUCAGAGGUGACCGAUGUCCACCUGGAGACCACUGAGGAGGUGCCCAGUGCUCACCUGGAGACUUUGGAGAUGACCAGUGUCCACCUGGAGACCUGUGAAGUGACCAGUGCCCACCUGGAGACAGCAGAGGUGCACCUGGAUCCCCCCUAGGAGGUUCCCAGUGUUCACCUGGAGGCAUCAGAGGUGCCCAGUGCCCACCUGGACACCGUGGAGAUGACCAAUGUCCACCUGGAAGUGCCCAGUGUCCACCUGGAUACAUCAAAGGUGCCCAGUACCCACCUGGAGAACUGACAGGUGCCCUCUGACCACCUGGACACCUUGGAGGCAUCCAGUGUCCAUCUUGAGACCACUGAGGAGGUGCCUGGUGCCCACCUGGACACCUUGGAGAUGGCCAGUGCCCACCUGGAAGUGUCCAAUGCCCACCUGGAGACCUGA